Molecule: messenger RNA, 2388 nt
Organism: Cottoperca gobio
Lineage: Eukaryota; Metazoa; Chordata; Actinopteri; Perciformes; Bovichtidae
Gene: sdad1
Product: SDA1 domain containing 1
Exons: 22
Coding region: 142-2208 (688 amino acids)
Biological process (GO): ribosomal large subunit export from nucleus; ribosomal large subunit biogenesis
Cellular component (GO): nucleolus
Source: RefSeq, a predicted model, not a curated record
GUGACUACUCCAGGACCGGACGUGGCGUUUAGACUUCCCAUGCCAAGUUAAAUGGCAGCCUACACAUUUGCCACGCUUGCCUUGUAAACUGUCGUUUUUAUUUAUUUUUCUCUUAACAUUCACGCAAAACCAUCUGAAACCAUGUCGGGGAGACACAACAACAAACUGCCAAACAAUCUGCCACAACUGCAGAAUCUUAUAAAAAGAGAUCCGCAGUCAUACGUAGAGGAGUUUCAGCAGCAGUACCGACACUACCAGUCCAAUGUGCAGAUCUUCAAGCUGCAGCCUGACAAGCCGAACAAGGAGCUGGCAGACCUGACCAUGUUCCUCGCCCAGGUUUCUCACUGCUACCUGCAGUACCUGUCCACCUUUCCACAAGAGCUGUCUGCAUUAUUAAUAAGUCACCACACAGUCCUCGAUCCAGACCUAAGAAUGACCUUCUGCAAAUCGCUGAUUCUUCUGAGGAAUAAAGAUCUGAUCGACCCCACGAGCCUCCUGGAGCUCUUCUUUGAGCUGCUGCGAUGUCACGACAAGCUUCUCAGAAAGACACUGUACACACACAUUGUAGCAGAUAUCAAAAACAUCAAUGCAAAGCACAAAAACAACAAGGUUAACACCACGUUACAGAACUUCAUGUACACCAUGCUGAGAGACAGUAAUCCUCUAGCAGCAAAGAUCUCUUUAGAUGUGAUGGUGGAGCUGUACAAAAGGAACAUCUGGAAUGAUACCAAAACAGUUAAUGUCAUUACAACAGCGUGCUUCUCCAAGGUCACAAAGAUUGUCGUUGCUGGUCUUAAAUUCUUUCUGGGAAAAGAUGUGGAUGAGAAAAAUGAUAGUGAUUCAGACUCCGAGGCGGAGGGACCAUCAGUCCGAGACCUGAAGGUGAGAUACGCCACGAACAAGAAAACUUCCAAAAACAAGAAGAAGCUGGAAAAGGCGAUGAAAGUCCUCAAGAAACACAAGAAAAAGAAGAAGGUAGAAGUCUUCAACUUCUCUGCUAUUCACCUAAUUCAUGAUCCUCAAGACUUCUCAGAGAAACUUUUGAAGCAGUUGGAAGACUCUAAAGAGCGCUUUGAGGUGAAGAUCAUGAUGAUGGAGUUCAUAUCCAGGCUGGUUGGGAUCCACGAGCUCUUCCUCUUCAAUUUCUAUCCCUUUGUGCAGAGGUUUCUACAGCCUCAUCAGAGAGAGGUGACAAAGAUCCUCCUGUGUGCUGCGCAGGCGUCUCAUCAACUCGUCCCACCAGAGGUCAUUGAACCUGUUAUCAUGACCAUCGCCAACAACUUUGUGACGGACAGAAACUCUGGGGAGGUUAUGACUGUGGGGAUCAAUGCCAUCAAGGAAGUGGCAGCCCGCUGUCCGCUCGCCAUCAAUGAAGACUUGCUGCAGGACUUGACCCAGUACAAGAUGCACAAAGACAAGAACGUCAUGAUGUCCGCCAAAGGACUGAUCCAGCUGUUCAGGAGUCUCAAUCCACAUAUGCUGCACAAGAAGGACAGGGGGAGACCCACAGAGGCGUCCGCAGAGGCCAAGAUCAAAAACUAUGGAGAGCUUGAGGCUAAAGAUCACAUCCCUGGAGCUGAAGUCCUGGAGGUGGAGGCGGGUCAAAAAGAGGGAGAGGAAGAGGAAGAUGGCUGGGAGAGCGCCAGUAUCAGUGAUGAUGGGGAAGAUGGGGAGUGGGUGGACGUUCACCACUCGGCUGAUGAAGAGGCAGGAGAAGUGGCGGAGAAGCUUCAGAAUAUGCCAAUCGAGGAAAGAAAAGCCAAAGCGGCGGCGGUCAGCGGCAGCAGGCUCCUCACUCAAGAUGAAUUCAAGAAGAUCCGUCUGGUCCAGCUGGCCAAGGAGAUCGACGCUGCACCAGGGAAGGGCCAGAAGAGGAAAUCUGUGCAGCUGGAAGAUGAGGAAGACAACAGCAGAGGGGAGGUGCUGACCUUGAGGCAUAUCGAGAAGCUGCAUAAGAAGCCGAAAGAAGACAAGGAAACGCGCCUGGCAACAGCAAUGGCGGGACGGCCAGACCGGAAGGACUUUUUCAAAAAGCAUACCAAGCUGAACCCUCACGCCAGCACCAGCAACAGAGAGAAGAGGAAGACGAAGAACUUCAUGAUGAUGAGACACAGUCAGUCUGUCAGAACCAAAGGAAAACGCUCCUUCAGAGAGAAACAGAUUGCUCUACGGGAUGCACUUGUGAAAAGGAAGAAGCAGUACAAGUAGGACACGUGGACAUGAUGUUGUAUUUGCUUCACGCCGGCCGUCACAGACGAUGUCUAGUGAUAUUUUACAUCCUUCAAGUAGCCGGGAACACAUGGUCGGUUUAUCAAUGUAUUAUUUCCAGCUGAUGAACUAUAUACAUUUACACUUUUCUGAAAUAAAUAGUCUUUGAUAAAUAUUGUG